AUGACUCAAGGGCAUUAUAAUCCUCAACAUCGGCGCACCCUCUCGGGUUCUAAUGCUCCCAAGCCGAGAACCGCACGGCCAGGACUACUUCGGAAAGGCACGUCGUUUGUGAAUCACUCCAUCUCCAAGCUAGGCUCAAGGUACGUCCGGCGUUGCGAAUUGGACGACGACUGCCAGCCUGAGAUGGCGGCCAGCUUCCUCAACUUUUGUGCCAUGUGUGAGAGACAGAUUACGGUACCAGAUAACUCUCGUCUCUAUUGUAGUGAAAGCUGUCGCCGAAAAGAUACUUAUAAACCGCUCUUGGCUUCCUUGCCGUCCAACCGCUCCAUACCAUCUUCCACGACGCCUCCAACUUCUCCUCCCAUAUCUCCCCGUGUUAUAGUGGCACCAAUGACGCCCACGAAAGCACCGGCUAUGUCAACACCAGCGAUCCGGAUACCAGGCAAAUUCAAUGACGCCAAGACGGAAGAGGACCCGUCCGAAUGGAAGCCAGUAAUAUCUAUGGGCUCAAGCAGCCCUUCCGCUCUGGGAUCCUCGGAGGCCUGGCAUUACUUGUCUCAGUUCCAUGGUCGCGAGGCUCCGCUCUUGCGUCGUCCCAAAACCAACCGUCACAGUUCGUCCAGUUUGUCCACGCUGAUCAGUGCCACGGGACCUCUUCCGUCCCUUGCUCAUACUCCGUCCACGGUGGCGUCGUCGAUUAGCAGUUGUGCAUCCGACAUAAGCUAUGUUCCAGAUUCGUCUCAUCGCCCAUUACCUCCUCGCCAUAAUCCCUGUUUCUCUAGCAGCGCGAGCGCCACGAAGGGUGUUGAGCUCGUUGUACCCCAUGUGGAAACCCGAGUCAAGGAAAUCUAUGUGGAUCCUACCAGGGGCUCCAUAUUUCCAGCAACAAGUUCCAUUUGGAAUGACCACGCUGGUGAAAUGACCCCGGUGGCGGCUACAGAUAUAAGUGUUUCCACAAAUGGAGCGUCUUCUGGCUGCGGGGGUCUUCGGGUUAACUAA
Messenger RNA from Aspergillus tanneri, 999 nucleotides. RefSeq lists its product as uncharacterized. NCBI's taxonomy places the organism in Eukaryota, Fungi, Ascomycota, Eurotiomycetes, Eurotiales, Aspergillaceae. The coding region runs from base 1 to 999 and encodes 332 amino acids. The record is from RefSeq and is a predicted model, not a curated record. The transcript has 3 exons.